Molecule: messenger RNA, 4240 nt
Organism: Nerophis lumbriciformis (worm pipefish)
Lineage: Eukaryota; Metazoa; Chordata; Actinopteri; Syngnathiformes; Syngnathidae
Product: SH2 domain-containing protein 3C-like
Biological process (GO): small GTPase-mediated signal transduction; positive regulation of peptidyl-serine phosphorylation
Molecular function (GO): guanyl-nucleotide exchange factor activity; ATP hydrolysis activity; ATP binding
Source: RefSeq, a predicted model, not a curated record
GAUAUGACACCGUGAAGACGCCUCAUGAGUGCGAGUGUGUGAAGAAAGAUGGACAUGAAGAGACACAAACACCCCUCCAAGUGGUUCGGCAGCCUGGUCAACCUCUCCUUUCGCCGAAAGUCCGCCAAACGGGAGGCGGCCCCGGUGCACCAUGGGUCAGCUGACGACAUGGAGUCCGGCCCCCAGCGCCGAGGAUACGCCUGCUCCAGUGACAUGUACACGCAUGUGGGCACCGUGCCACGCGGCGACAGGCGGCGCAGGAGCAGUCAGGAGACGGAGAAGACCAGGGCUGAGACCAUGGAGGACCAGGAGGAGGAGGGAGCAAGCGGCUGGGCGAGGACGAGGGAACACGUGCGAGACUCCCCCCUGCUCAGCGCUCUAUCCGGCCUCAGCCUCCACAGUCCAAACCCGCCUCCGAGGGCGUCUGCAGCCACCCGGCCGCUGCCCGCUACACCUUCACCUUUGACCCCUGACAGCAGCGACCCUCGUUGGAGCCAGGAUGCCGAGGGCCCCCUCCAUGCGGCCCCGUCCACUGUGACCAUGGCCGGCCCAAGAAGUCCCGCUCAGGACGUGUACGUGCCCAUGGACCCCAUCAAUGAAGACCACCACGGACACGUGCACGAGCGAGGGCUCACGUGCACGCGGGAGACCUCAAAGGAAGAGGAAGACAUGCACAGCCAGUGUGACGUGGCAGAGAGCAGUAAUGAAUAUGUGAAGUUCUCCAAGGACAAGUUCUGGUUGGAGCCGCCGUCGGAGGACCUGAAGAAGCAGCUGGAGGAGGAGCUGAAGCUCUGCAGCUCCAACCUGAGGAGCCAUGCCUGGUACCACGGACCCAUUCCCCGGGAGGUGUCAGAGAGCCUGCUGUCCAACCAUGGCGACUUCCUCAUCAGGGACUCUGAUUCCAGUCCGGGGGACUUUGUCCUGACGGCUCGCUGGGACCAGAAGACCAACCACUUCCCCAUCAGCAAGACGCUGAAGACCCGGGUCCAGUACAGUCUGGAUCGGGAGUCCUUCGACUCGAUGCCCGCGCUCGUUCGCUUCUACGUGGGCGGCCGAGGGCCCCUGACCUGCUGGAGCCCCGCCCAGAUCCACCGGCCGGCCAACCGGACGCUGCCACUGAGCUACCUGGAGACGGUGUUUGGCGCCGCCCUGGACCCGUGUCCCAUCCCCCCGAAGGAGCGUGGCGAGCGACCCCAGCAACACCUCCGCUCCGAUGAAAAGACCCGCCUCCCAGCUGAAAACAAUCUUCCGUCCAGAAGCUCGACUCUUUCCCUCGCAGGAAGUGGGGAACCAGUCGUUUCUUGCACGGCGCCCAUCAGCGCUCCAGCCCUGCGGCCGGAAGCGGAGCGGGACGGCGCUCCAGCCCUGCGGCCGGAAGCGGAGCGGGACGGCGUGCAGCCGGAUGCGGAUGGCAGCUGCUACACGGAGCUAUACCCGGGCCCGCAGAGCUUCGUGGAAAGGCUGCGUGCGGAGGAGCGCCCGCUGGGGGCGGAAGGCGUCCACUCCCCUCCCGUGGUGGAGACGGUGUCCUCCAUCAGGCCAGCCGGGUACCGGUCGGCGCUGAUGCCCGCAGAGAACAAGCCUCUGGAAGUGGGCAUCCUGCAGAGGGUGAAGGCCAUCUUGGCCCAGGUGGACCCGAAGACGGCGGCACGGCACAUCACCAAGUGCGACUGCACGUUGGCUCGGAUACUGGAGGUGCGGCCGGAGGUGCAGAGGAUGAUGGGAGUCAGCUCCGGGGUGGAGCUGCUCACGCUGCCGCACGGCCAACGCCUCCGAUUGGACCUGCUGGAGAGGCUGCACGUCAUGGCCACCACGCUGGCCGUCAACCUGCUGGGCUGCACCGGCACCGCCGAGGAGCGGGCGGGCCUGCUGCACGGGAUGAUCCGGACGGCGGCCGAGCUCAAGAGCAACAUGGGCAACAUGUUUGGGUUCGCCGCCGUCAUGAGGGCGCUGGAGCUGCCGCAGGUGACGCGUCUGGAGCACACCUGGGCGACAUUACGGCAGCGGCACACAGAGGGCGCCAUUCUUUACCAGAAAACUCUGCGGCCCUUCAUGAAGAGCCUGAAUGAAGGCAAAGAAAGCUGUCCUCUGUCCAGCACCAGCUUCCCGCACGUGCUGCCCCUCCUCUACCUGCUGGAGAGAGGCGUGGCGCUGGGCGAGGGGGCGGAACCUUGGGAGACGGCAGAGGACGGCGUGGACGUGGUCAUGUUGCAUCUCGGGGCGGCCAGGACUGUGGCACAACUGGGGGACGUCUACAGGUCCAACGCUGAGAGCAAACUGCAAGAGCUGGAGUGGGACCUCUACAAGAACGUUUACGGCCAACAUCUGGCUCAGGACAUCAUCUCUGAGGAGGUCGUCAAGUUCCUUCAGAAUAAAAGCCCGGAAAAACCCCUGGUUCUGUCCUUCCACGGCUCCUCCGGGACCGGGAAGACGCUGGUCAGCUCCAUGCUGGGGAGCCACUUGUACGGCUCGGCCAUGAGCAGCCCGUACGUGCACCGCUUCAUCCCCGCGCUGCAUUUCCCCUCCGCCGGCGAGGUGGACCAGUACCGGGUGCAGCUGAAGAACUGGGUCCAGGGGAACCUGACGGCGUGCGCUCGCUCCGUCUUCAUUUUUGACGAGAUGGAGAGAAUGCCACGCGGACUCCUCGACGUCCUGGAACCUUUUCUGGGUCCCUCGCACGUGGUCUUCGGCACCAACUACCGCAAAGCCUUCUAUGUCUUCAUCAGCACGGCGGGCGAGGACGUGGUCAACAGAGUGGCCCUGGAACACCGCCGGGCGGGACGCGACCGAGAGGAGAUCACGUCGUCCGACCUGCAGGACGCCGUCGCUCAGGCCGUCUACGACAACAACUCCAGCGGCCUCUUCCAGUCGUCCAUCAUCCGGCACAAGCUCAUCACGUCCUUCGUGCCCUUCCUGCCGCUGAGCCGCCGCCACGUGGAGCGCUCGCAGCUCUGCCAGCUCGGCGCCUGCCAGCGCAGUGACGUGGUGCGGGCGGUAGGGGGCGACAUGACGUACACGCCGGCGCCGGGACACUUCUUCUCGGCCAGCGGCUGCAAGAGCGUCACCGCCAAGAUCAACCUUUUCCUCUGACCCUCAGCCAAAGUCUAGUGGACCAGAAGCUGUCCGGCAAGGACCUCCAAGUCCAACCUGGUUCAUGGAGUCCACCGUGUUGUUGGAAGAAACUCCACCAGUUCCCAUUGGAUCCACUUGAAGGACUUUGUGUCGAUCCAAACUCGGAAGGACCACGUGAAAAAAACUCUACCAUGGAAGAAACUCCACCAGUUCCCAAAGUUCCCAUUGGAUCCACUUGGAGGACUUUGUGUCGAUCCAAACUCGGAAGGACCACGUGAAAAAAACUCUACCAUGGGAGAAACUCCACCAGUUCCCAAAGUUCCCAUUGGAUCCACUUGAAGGACUUUGUGUCGAUCCAAACUCGGAAGGACCACGUGAAAAAAACUCUACCAUGGGAGAAACUCCACCAGUUCCCAAAGUUCCCAUUGGAUCCACUUGAAGGACUUUGUGUCGAUCCAAACUCGGAAGGACCACGUGAAAAAAACUCUUACCAUGGGAGAAACUCCACCAGUUCCCAAAGUUCCCAUUGUAUCCACUUGAAGGACUUUGUGUCGAUCCAAACUCGGAAGGACCACGUGAAAAAACCUCUACCGUGGGAGAAACUCCACCAGUUCCCAAAGUUCCCAUUGGAUCCACUUGAAGGACUUUGUGUCGAUCCAACCUCGGAAGGACCACGUGAAAAAAACUCUACCAUGGGAGAAACUCCACCAGUUCCCAAAGUUCCUAUUGGAUCCACUUAAAGGACUUUGUGUCGAUCCAAACUCGGAAGGACCACGUGAAAAAAAAACUCUACCAUGGGAGAAACUCCACCAGUUCCCAAAGUUCCCAUUGGAUCCACUUAAAGGAGUAUUUGUCGAUCCAAAUUCUGAAGGACCACAUGAAGAACCUCUACCAGAACGUCAUCGUCUUUCAAGGACUUUUUGAUCUAAAGGAAAAAUCAGAAUGACUAUUUUUUUUAAACCCAACUAGCAGCAGGAUGAACUGAAGGGGGUGUAGUUCGCCUCCUUCACCAGCAGAGGCCGCCACAGGUGGUGAUUGACGUCUGAACUUCAGACCAAGAUUUGGUCCUCAUUUUUAAUCUUUGCCUUCAUGUCUUGUUUUUGUUGCCAUUUCAGAACCACAUCACAACUGCUACCUGCUCAAUAAACUCAGAAAAGUAUUUUUAAAA